UCAAACCAAGGGAAGGAGGAGAGAGGCAAAAAAGGCGCUGAUCCCAACCCGCCGCCGCCGCCGCCGGAUUUCCCCUUCGAACGUUCGCCCCCAGGCGGCCGCGCGAUUGGCUGCCGCGCGUUCUAAGCCCCCGGGGGGGCUGCGACUCAACGUUCCAAGCGGGCGCCGAACGUUCUAAAAAGGCAACUCGGCGUUCCAAGAGCCGCGCCGUCCGGACGAUGCACGCGGGGGCUUUUUUCAUGGAUUUCUCCCCCCCGCACGAGUAGAAGGAGGCGGCGGCGGCGACCUUUUCCCCUUCUCCUCUCUUUCCACUCCUCCUGCGAUUCCCUUUCUCUUUCCUUUUUUCCCCUUUUUUAAUUCACCCCCCCCAUUCCCCAAUGGAAGACGUCGGCGCUUUGGUGGCGGCUUACUCCCGCGGCCUGGCUGGGGGCCUCGGCGUGACCGUGUGCGCCGCCGCCGGCGGAGUCUUGCUUUAUAAAAUCGCGCGAAGGACGAAGCCCACCCACACGACGGUCAACUGCUGGUUUUGUAACCAGGACACCGUGGUGCCGUACGGGAACCGCAACUGCUGGGAUUGCCCGAAUUGUGAGCAGUACAACGGAUUUGAAGAGAAUGGAGAUUACAACAAGCCAAUCCCAGCUCAAUACAUGGAGAAUCUAAACCACGUGGUUUCUGGGGCGGGAGCCUUUUACGACCCCACGAAGCCUCAGCAAUGGGUCAGCAGCCAGCUUCUCCUUUGUAAAAAGUGUAACAAUCACCAGACCAUGAAGAUCAAGCAACUGGCCUCCUUCAGCCCCAGAGAAGAGGGUAAAUAUGACGAAGAAAUUGAGGUCUACAAACAUCACCUGGAGCAGACUUAUAAGCUUUGCCGGCCCUGCCAAGCUGCCGUGGAAUAUUAUAUCAAGCACCAGAACCGCCAACUUCGGGCCCUUCUGCUCCGGCACCAUUUUAACAAUCGGAAAAGUGGCAAGACUUACAUGCAGAGCUUUUACGCCUCGGCUUCUGCAGGGAACACCACCCCGCUACGCGUGAUCCUUCUGCGGUUUCUGGCGUUCCUCAGUUGCGCGAUUCUCGUGGUGAUGGCCCUAUAUGGGUCAGGAGAUCCAUUUUUCUCAGGACCUGCUACAUCGCCAGUUCCACCAAGCCCAGGUCUGUCGAGGAACAAGACUGGGCCGCCACCACCGCCGCCGCUGGUGACCCUGCCACGUAACGGCACCUUUCUGGAAUCGAUGGACUGGCAGGAGGCUAUCCAGUCACUCUCAGCGUGGGCCGUAGAGAUCCUGGAAGCCGCCUGGAUCUACGGGAAGAACCACCAGAUGGCCAUGGUUGUCUUGGGGCUCUUCACUUGCAUCCUGGCUAUGUUGCUGGCAGGACGGAUCAGGCUCCGACGCAUCGACGCCUUUGCUGCCUUCCUGUGGCUGCUGUUGAUGGGCUUCCACUUGGUAGAGACGUAUCUGCAGGUGGACAUCCCCAGCUGGGUGGAGACCGCCAAGUUCGGCACCACCUCCCUGUGCUGCUUGGUGGGGUUCGCCGCCGCCGUGGCCACGCGGAAGCCCGGGGGCCAGUGGAGACCUCGGCCCCGAAGGUUUUCUCCAGGAGACCCGGUGGCCAUGUUCCCCAGCAGUGCUGAGUUGAGCUUUGCCUAUCCUUCUGCUCCCCUUCCUUUCGCCCCCACGCCUCCCAGUAUCCUCCAGUUGAACCAGCGGCUUUUCUGCUCUCCCCGUCGGACGUCGUCCUCAUCUCUUCCUGGACGGCUGAAUCGGGCCCUUUCACUCGGCACGAUUCCUUCCCUGGCCAGGACCGAUUCAGGCUACCUGUUCAGCGGAAGCCGCCCGCCCUCGCAGGCUUCCUGCCCCAAGGACUGGGCAGCAUCAGAAUAUUUCUCGGUCCACUCCGGAAGCUGCGUGCCGUCCCCGGCACCCUCGCCGGCACCAUCGGUGGCCGGCUCGGUGGCGUCCAGCUCCAGUUCCUUGCGUUUCCGCCGGCCUCUGAUCAGCCCCGCCCGGCUGAACCUGAAAGGACAGCAGCUGCGGCUCUUUAUGGGACAAAGCAAAUUCCAUCGGGGGGAAGAUUUCGCCCCCUCGGAAAACGGCCUCUUUGCUCCGGAUCGGUCACUCUUUCCCAAAACGCACUUCGGCGAGCCGAGCUCACCAGAUGUGACCGCUGUGGUCGAAGGCAGCAGCGUCUCCACCGAGGAUUCAGGGAAAAAGCGAGACGAUUCGUCGCACUCGUCAAACUGUGUGGUCGACACCACGACGAAAGAAGAACCUUCGGGCUGGAAGGGAUGCUUUGGGAAUCUACUUCUCCGAGGUCUCCUGGCCCUCAGCCUGACGGCCAACGCCAUCUUCACCUCCGCCUACCUCUACCAAACGUUGCGAUGAGCCUCAGCCCCCCCCUCCAAAAAAACUGGGGAGUCUUCCCCAUUUUCCUCGUCCUGGAGAUCGCGAGGUUGCAGAAGAGACUCGGACAUCACAAGGACCUUCGCCGCCGCCUAGCCGUGUCCUGCAGGCAGCGGGAUCCAGUCUGUUUCUCCACCAUUGCUGCCCUGAUAUUCCUUGCCUACUUCUCCACCAAUCUGAGGUAGUCCUGGUGGAAUCGGGAAGCGCUCUUGACUUUUUUUGCCCUGGUUUUCCUUGAUUUGUACAGAAUGUGGGAGGAACCCAGAAAUGGACUUUGAAAGGCAAAGGCCAGGCGUUGCGUUCUGCCCUUCAGCCACCUUGCUUCAGUCGCAAACCUUGAAUGGUGGUUAGAUUCUGGCUUACGGAGAAAACGUAAGAACUUUGGGAGAGUCUUUCUCUCCGUCCUCUUUAGUCUUCCAGGCCCCAGCCCUCUUUUUCUAAUCUCUGUGUGGCUGAGGGGAAAAAAACCCAAGUCUUUUGCAUUGUUGGGUCGUUUGCUGACUUCCAGCAUCCGGUCAGUUGGGAUGUUUGGAGUAAGUCUCUGUUACUGUAUGUGUGUUUGUUCUUAAUUUAUUAAUUUUCAGGGCCAUGAAGAUAGAUAGGAGUCUCUGAGAAGCUUCAUGCAGGCCAAAAUGGGUCGGUGGGCUGCAUCGGGGACAUCUUUUAUCAGCCUCAGGGGAGACCUGGGCAAAAUAAAGUGGGGGGUUUUUUUCCCCAUGUUUAAGUGGCCCAAAUCUGUCCUAAUUUUGCAGAUGACAUCCUGCUUUUCCCCCCAAACCAGAGACCUGCUCUUUCAAUUGGGCUUUUGCAUCUGGAUGUUCCAUACUUCAGCAGCAGGAGACACCCUGCAUGUAGAAAACUAGCAGAUCAGGGAGAAAGGUGAACCCAGAUGGCUUUUUUUUUUUUUUUUUUUAAGAAUUUUUCCUCAUUGUGCAGUUGAGCUGAGCUUCAGGUUGUCAGCUCUGCCUACAGUUUGAAAAUCCUGAUUUAUUUUUUAAAUGUAUCUCUCUGAGCAGGUCUGCUGGAAAUUAGAAUUAAACCCAGCUCUGGAAAUAACUUUCUACAUUACAGACAGGCUUAAACUUUGUUCGGCUCAGGUUGGCUGGCUAACCGAGGAUGCUUCUGUCUUAGCCAGCUGUGCAACAUGGGUUAGAAGGCUGAUUGUUUUUUUUUUAAGAGCAUGACAAAAAAGAUACACCUUUUUCCGCCUGUUUAGCAACCAAGAAGUUUUAUUUUUUAGCCGUUAGACAGUGGCCAAGAUUAAGGCCCACCAGUUUAGCCAUGGAUGAUCCUGGCUUGGUAGCGGGAUGUUUAAUGUCUUAUUGCCAACUCACUACCUAUCAUUCUUGUUUAAAUUUGCUUAAUAAAGCAAAUUUCUCCAAUGUGGUGUUCUCCACACAUGGGUGUUGUAGAGAAAGCAGUUUUUCUUUUUUAAAAACAAAAUAUCAGCAAAAAAUACACGGGGGGGGGGAACAUGACAGAUCAAAACAAGAGGCCUGUAGUUUUUGGUGCUAGGAUACACUUAUUAAAAUCACACUUGGUGCACAGUGUUCCUUUAUCACAGUGUUAAGUACCGGGUGUCUUAAUGGUUAUUCCUUUUCAAACUUUUUUUUUUUUCUUAAACUUCAGGAUAAUAGGGAAAAAACACACACAUAACAAGAAAGCCAUUUUUUUAAAUGUAUAUUUCAUGUUGGUUUGGUUUUGCCCAUGUAUGCCUCCGUUUUUUCCUUUUCUGAUGGGGAAUAAAUAGGGUCUAAAAUGUUUGGCAACUGAAAAGGAAUUUUUUCCCCCCCAAAUUAACCACAUUUCCGUAGAAGCAAUCCCUCUCUCCCUGUCUCUUUGUAUCUUUUGUUAUACACAAAGACGCACACAUAAAUACCGCAGCACUCCAUGAGGACUAGCUUCUUGCUGAAUGUACAAGAAUGAUCAAAUACACUGUGUCCUGCGAGGCUUGAAUUUUACAACGGGUGGGAAUGCCACUGAACGCCAUUUUAAGAAAACGGGAUCUUUGUUUCGUUUUAUACUUAAGGAAGCUGUAGAGAACCUGCCUCUCAUUGGUUUGUUUAAGAAUUCAUGCCCAAGGAGAAGGGUGUUUCUCCCCCCCCCCUCUGUUUUGAUUCCUCUUUUGAGAUGUUUUAUGUUCUGCGUUUGAAAGAUUAUUUUUCUUUAUAAAACGGUAAGAAUAAAGGUGAUGUUGUAUCUUGA
This is a messenger RNA of Crotalus tigris (Tiger rattlesnake), 4604 nucleotides long. It is a transcript of the gene TMEM201, whose product is annotated as transmembrane protein 201. Bases 378 to 2381 code for a protein of 667 amino acids. Gene Ontology annotation, biological process: nuclear migration along microtubule. Gene Ontology annotation, molecular function: actin filament binding; lamin binding. Gene Ontology annotation, cellular component: nuclear inner membrane. Lineage: Eukaryota; Metazoa; Chordata; Lepidosauria; Squamata; Viperidae. The transcript is spliced from 11 exons. The record is from RefSeq and is a predicted model, not a curated record.